AAAUAAAAAUAUUUAAAAAUUGGAUCCCAUAUCCUUCCUCUCUAUCCAUGAAGCCUCCUACGCCGGCUGCUUUGGUCCGCACGUGCUUUUUUUCUCACUUCUUACUUAUAUAAGGAAAAAGGAAAACAAAAACUAAGUACUCGACUCCACACCAACACCACCCACAAACCCCCAAAACAAAUGGCUCUCAUACGAGAACGCCGACAGCUUAAUCUCCGCCUACCCUUGCCCGAACCCUCCGAGUGCCGCCCACGUUUCGCCCUUCCCCUUCCUCCCACAGCCGCCGCCACCACCGCCCUCACAAACAACUCUUCCUCCGCCGCUAUCUCCGCCGCCGAUCUCGACACACUCCAAGUGCUCGGCCACGGUAACGGCGGCACCGUCUACAAGGUACGCCACAAGCGCACUUCCACCACUUACGCUCUCAAACUCGUCUACGGCGACUCCGACCCCACCGUCCGCCGUCAGAUCUUCCGCGAGAUGGAGAUCCUCCGCCGCACGGACUCUCCCUACGUGGUCCGCUGCCACGCAAUCUUUGAGAAGCCGUCGGGAGAUAUCGGGAUCGUCAUGGAGUACAUGGACUCCGGCACCCUCGAGACCUUGCUUAAAGCCCACGGCACCUUCUCCGAGCCCAAGCUUGCCCACGUCGCCCGCCAAGUUCUCAACGGCCUCAACUACCUCCACACCCACAAGAUCAUCCACCGCGACAUUAAACCCACCAAUCUUUUGGUCAACAGCAACAUGGAAGUGAAGAUCGCCGACUUUGGCGUGAGCAAGAUCAUGUGCCGGACCUUGGACGCCUGCAAUUCCUACGUGGGUACUUGCGCUUACAUGAGCCCGGAAAGAUUCGACCCGGACACUUACGGUGGCAAUUACAACGGCUACGCCAGUGAUAUAUGGAGCCUGGGGCUGACCCUGAUGGAGCUUUACAUGGGUCACUUUCCGUUCUUGCCUCCGGGUCAGAGACCCGACUGGGCCACCCUUAUGUGCGCCAUAUGUUUCGGAGAGCCGCCGAGCUUGCCCGAUGGGGUGUCGGAGGAGUUCAGGAGUUUCAUGGAGUGUUGCUUGCAGAAGGAGUCCGGAAAACGGUGGACCGCUGCUCAGCUUUUGACCCACCCGUUCGUCUGUAAAGAUCCGAGUAUAUCCGUUUUUUGAUGAUGGGUUGUUCAAUUGUCCAGUGUCGAAUAUCCGUGCGAGUGGAUCCGCCUGUAAUUAGGAGUCGGGUCGCCGGGUUUGGCACUGAAUAUUUUUGGACACUAGUUACCGUUGUAGGUUUCUGAGUUGUAUGUAUAUACUGGGCCAGAAUCGAAUUCGGAUUCUUUCUUUAUCAAGUUAAUUAAUUCCUCACAA
Prunus mume (Japanese apricot) is the source of this 1350-nucleotide messenger RNA. Its product is annotated as mitogen-activated protein kinase kinase 9-like. Gene Ontology annotation, biological process: protein phosphorylation; MAPK cascade. Gene Ontology annotation, molecular function: ATP binding; MAP kinase kinase activity. The record is from RefSeq and is a predicted model, not a curated record. NCBI's taxonomy places the organism in Eukaryota, Viridiplantae, Streptophyta, Magnoliopsida, Rosales, Rosaceae.